GCUUUCUCUUCGUUCUUCAACGAUCCCACCCAAAAAAUCCGCCAGAAAAAGGAAGAAAAAGGGGAGAAAGGGAUUCCCAUAUAAGCUUACCUUUUCUAGGGUUUUUCGUCAAUUUCAAUCCCUUUCUACUCCUUUUCCUUUUCUGAUUCUUCUUCUCCUCCUCCUCCUCCUUCAUCAGCAUUAUCCAUGCGACUUUCCGGAAAUUCCCAAACAGAUAUAUACAUAAUCUACCCUUUUUAGAUUUAUCAUUGUUAUUCUUUUCUGUCCAAAUUUUGACUGGCGGAUGGAAUUUGAUGGUGUUAAGUCGAUGAAAACGAUGCAGAAGAGGUCACAUGCGUUGUCGUUUAGUCAUAAUUUUCCGGUGAAGUUGGAAGUUGCUGCGGCGGCGGCGGCGGCGGAGGAGAGGCAGUAUGGUCAUGAUUCUUUGGAUGGUGGUUAUGGGUAUUACGGUCGUGUCAGUAAACGUUCUAGGUUGUCUCCGUCUAGCUCGUCGUCAUUGUCUUCUUUGUUUCAGCUUCAGCGAUGGAGCAGCGGGGGCCAUGAGUUUUCUGCUGAGUCUUCGCAGCAUAAUCCGCUCGCUGAACCAAGUCCUCUGGGUUUGCGGUUAAGGAAGAGUCCGUCUUUACUUGAUUUAAUUCAGAUGAGGCUAUCGGGGAGCAAUGCUUUGCCUGUAGCAGCUGCACCUGUUGAGGUUCCUAGUAAUGGGAUCAAAAAGGACGUAAAGACCUCAAGUGCAUCUGAUAAGAUGAAGGCCUCGAAUUUUCUUGCUUCUUCUUUAAGAAUUGGGGGAUGGGAGUUCGUAUCAAAGCAUGAAGGUGACUUGGUGGCUAAGUGUUACUUUGCUAAGAAAAAACUUGUCUGGGAAGUUCUUGAAGGUGGUUUGAAGAGUAAAAUAGAAAUACAGUGGUCUGAUAUUAUUGGUCUGAAAGCAAACUGUCCUGAUGAUGCUCCUGGAACUUUGACUGUAGUGCUUGCUCGGCAGCCCUUGUUCUUUAGAGAGACCAAUCCGCAGCCCCGAAAGCAUACUCUCUGGCAGUCGUCUUCAGAUUUUACUGGAGGACAAGCUAGCAUACAUAGGCAACAUAUUGUACAAUGCCCUCCUGGAAUGUUAAGUAAGCACUUUGAGAAGCUCAUCCUGAGUGAACCACGGCUGAACUUUCUGAACCAGCAGAAUGAGUUUAUGGUGGAAUCAAUUUGCUUUGAUUCCCAAGCAUCUGUUCAAGAAAAUCCAGAUCAGAAUAGUAUUGAACUUCAUAAUGGUGAAGUCUCACCUGUUUCAUGCUUUCGUGAUGGAGCAUCACCAUCCUUGUCAGAAUUAUCGUCAUUGAAUUAUGAAUCGGGCUCUGUAAAUUUGUGGAAAGGAAUUCCUUCACCAAGCUCAGUGAUGGAUGCUAAUGCCAUCGAAGGGAGCCAGGGAUCUCAAUCUGAUAUCCAAACACUGAAAAACUUGGAACAGUACAAAGUGACAGGGAUUCGCCCAUCAAUAUCCUUAAGUGAUUUGGUGAAUCACAUUGGAAAUCAGAUCUCGGAACGAGUGACCUCUGGAAAUAUGCCUUCAGAGAAAGCAUCAGAGUGCCAUGAAAUGCUUGAGAAUGUUGCGCAGAUGUUGCUAAGUGACACCCAGAAUGAUGCAGCUUCGGAUGAGAAACUCAUGAAGAAGGUAAACUCUCUCUGCUGCCUUAUCCAGGAUCCAGUGGCUUCUGUAAAUUCUUUGGACCCACUAACUGAAGGGAGCAAUGCCGAAGACUUCGAAUGGGAGAUCAAAGCCGCUGAUGACGGCAUCUCAAGGAAUGAUUCGUUCGGGGAUCUUUUUCUUCAUUUUCCCCGCACUGCAUCUUUUCAGAAGUUUCUAUGUGAUAUUGAUGAAACUGAGGAAAACCAAAAUUAGGUGAAUGUUAGAAACUGGAAGCUGAUGGUGAAGUUUUUCUUCCGCAGCAGCGUGUCAAUAUUUUUUAUACACGCUGUGUUUUUCCUAUUCAGUUGGACUUCAGGAAUUUUUUUCGGAUUCGGAAAUUUUGGUUGAUGAAGAAUCCUGAUAAUUUCCUGGAUAUUGCGUACUUUUGUAUAUCAAUUUGGGAUAUCAAGAGGCAAUUGAAGUUCAAGAUCCCUUUGUUAAUAUAGGUUUUUAAUUUAUAAGGAUGAUGAAGGCAUAAUUUGUGCCUGGCUUAUAGAGUUGGCAUUUAAUAAUGCUCUCCAGCAGCAUACAUAAGAGUGAGAUGUUUCUUUUUUCACGGUUUGUAAAUUGGUGUGGUUUUUGCUGUUGUAACUCUGAUGAUCCAAUUGGAUUGGGCCGAAAAGUUUAUAUUUUGUUCCUCUCAAUUACUCUAUUUGUCCAAAAUAUGAUUGUCCUAACAUAAAGAAUUCUUUUGGACAAAUUGAAU
This is a messenger RNA of Oldenlandia corymbosa var. corymbosa, 2381 nucleotides long. NCBI's taxonomy places the organism in Eukaryota, Viridiplantae, Streptophyta, Magnoliopsida, Gentianales, Rubiaceae. The record is from the annotation of a GenBank genome assembly.